This is a messenger RNA of Oncorhynchus mykiss (rainbow trout), 897 nucleotides long. NCBI's taxonomy places the organism in Eukaryota, Metazoa, Chordata, Actinopteri, Salmoniformes, Salmonidae. The record is from RefSeq and is a predicted model, not a curated record.
CUGGAGCAGCAGAUGACUCUGUGGGAGGAGAGAGAGGAGAAGGUGGCGGAACAACGGAGGCUACAGGAGCAGCAGGAGCAGAGGCAGAAGCCCCAGGCCAAGAGGGCAGCUGUGGUGAACUGGUGGAGAACCCUUAAGGUGGAGGGGGGUAGGACCAAGGUCAAGCCGGAAGACACCCUGACCCAGCCCAGCAAGACCCUCACUGAUACAGAUUCCAAGCUCCAACAGGCAAAGCACACCAUCACAAAGAUUAGGGAGCAGGUAUGCCACCUUGAGUCAGCUCUGAGAACUGCCCAGGAGGACGUAGCUGAGCACAAAUACAUUCAGGACAGGGUGGGUGUUCUUCACAAAGACAAGAAGACCAACACGGUGAGAGAGGGACCUGGCUGGACUGGGGAGGAGGCAUCAAAGGAGCGUAAGGACGUGGCUGUGGCUACAGACCAUGUGGAGGACCCAGGUAGAUCAGAGAAGGUAGCAGCCCAGCUUGUGACCUCAGAGGGUCUGCUGGUGACCCUCAGGAGGAUGGAGGCCAUGGUCAGCAUUGCCCUGGAGGCAGCUGAGCUGGUCAGGGAGAGUCAGCGAAGGGUCAGCCAGGUCAAGGAGAGGAUGGAGAGUAUCACUCAGAAGAUGGAGGAAGCUCUGACCAGAGCAGCGAACACAGAAGAUCAGCUCAGUGCCCUGGAGGCCAGGGUCACAGCCAAACCUCAGUUGCCAGGUCCUAUAGGGCAGACAGCCCAGCCUGGUGUUGAAGCUAUAGGCAGAGAUAGACCCAGGAAUCCCUCUCCACCAGAGCCUAUGACCGAAAGCUACAGCAAGUCUAGAUGGCCCCUUAUAAGCGGUAUGAUGAGACUACGACUACUGAAAUACAGGGCAAACACAGCAUUUGUAUGUCACUGA